GCUUUUCUCUUUUAUCCCUUAUCGUCAGGAGAUAAUGUCGUAUCAUUGCAGUUUAUCCAAUCCAUGGAUAGACAAUGAUUUUGUGCCGUGUUUUAGAGAAACCGUUCUUGACGGUGCAGUUUUAAUUGCGGUAUUGGCAUGGUCUGUUGCUAUUAUUGCAAAAGCCACUAUCAAAUAUUACAAGUCAUAUUCUACAGGCUACACACCACUGUUGAGUAAAUUGCCUACGAACUCCAACAACUAUUAUGGCACUGUUAACCAUCAUGAUAAUGAUGAUGAUACAGCCUCAGACGACACCGUGGCUGUGAUGGAUAUUGAAAUUAAGACAUCUCGCUGGACUAUUUAUAACUGCUCCCGAACUGUUUUAUCUCUUAUUCAAUUGUGUUUAUUUGUAUCUGCUAUCAAGCAAGUCUUGGAUCAAAAAUACCAUUUCUCGGCAAAUGAAGGUAAUUUACAUGGCCUCUUGUUUUCUUUUGGCACUCGUACAGGUCUUUGGUUAUUUGCCCUUAUCUUAUCUCUUGUCAACAUGUACUUGUCAAGUAGCUUUAGCAAAUUGGCUAAUAAGAUUUGCAAUCAAUUGAAUUGGCUCUAUCUUGUGGAUUUUCUCGUUAUUUUGAUCGACAUGAGAUCUUACUACAAUUUGGGCACAAAUGCCGGAGACGGUUAUUCCUUAUUCCUUAAAUCUGGCGCUAUUGAUCUCUUGCUAAUCAUUAUUAUUGCGAACGAAAGUCGUCUCACACCUACGGAACCCAUUGUCACUGAAAACGGUCGUACCUUAUCAGGUGAAAAUUGGGCCUCACUCUACUCUAAAUUCAUGUUUAGCUGGGUCAAUGUGAUGAUGAAAGAAGGUUAUCGUCGUACAUUGGAUGACAAGGAUCUUGUUGAAUUACCUGCCAAUAAUAGAGCCAAGACUACUCUUAUCAAUUACAACAGCCACAAAUCGUCCCCAAGCAUUGUCUGGACAUUGGCAAAGACUUUCCGAUGGGAAUUGUUCUAUCAAACCUUGUAUUGUCUUGGCUGGUCAGUACUCAUUUUUGGUCCUCCUUUCUUUUUGAAUUUGAUCAUCAAGUUCAUUGAGAAUCCUAAAGGCGAACCUGUUACAACAGCAUUCCUUUAUGUUGUUGGUUUGCUUGUCACUAACGGUGCACAAUCCUUACUAUUACAACAAGGUCUUUAUAUUGGUCGUACUUUGGGUAUUCGUAUUCAGUCGAUUGUUAUUGGUGAAGUAUUUUCCAAGUCUCUCAGACGCCGUGAUGAUAGUGGAUUCAGUAAUGUAGAAGAAGAGAAGGAUGAAAAGAAAAAGGAUGCCAAGGGCAAUGUCAACAACUUGUUAUCUGUGGAUGCUCAAAAAGUAGCUGAAAUUGCUGCUUAUAUCUUUUACUUGUACUGUUACCCUCUUCAGAUUAUAUUCAGUAUCUGGAGUUUAUACAAGCUUUUGGGCAAUGCUGCUCUCUGGGGUGUGCUUGUGAUGCUCUGCUGUCAACCCGUCACAUACUUGCUCAGUUCUCGUUUCGAAUCUUCUCAUUCUUCGGUCAUGUCUGCUACAGAUAAGCGUCUCAAGUUGAUGAACGAAUUAUUGUCUGCUAUUCGUAUUGUCAAGUUCUUCGCCUGGGAAAACGAAUUUAAGAAGCGUAUUAUCGAUGCUAGAGAAAAGGAACUGGGUGCUAUUCGCUCUCGUUUAAUGAUGUUUAUGUGGAUGAUUUGUGCUUGGUUCUUAAUUCCUAUCUUGAUUAUGGUUACUGUAUUCUAUGUCUACACCAUAAAUAACACAUUGACUGCUUCGGUUGCAUUUACUGCUUUGGCUUUGUUCAACACAUUCCGUGCUGCUCUUGAUGAAUUCCCUCUUUUGAUCACACUUGUACUUCAAGCUAAUGUCUCUGUCAAGCGUGUUGAAAAAUUCUUGGCUGAAGACGAAGUUGAAUUGCCUGUACAAACAAGCACUGUCAACAACAACAACAAUGUCAUUAUUGGCUUUACUGAUAAUGCUACAUUCAGUUGGGAUCAUAACAAGGAUGGAAACAACAAGCCUUCUAUCAAGAACCUUAAUUUGAGCUUCCCUGUUGGCAAGUUAUCCAUUGUCUGUGGUCCUACUGGAUCUGGUAAGACAACACUGAUCUCUAGUUUAUUGGGUGAAACUUUCUGUUUGUCUGGUAAGGCUAUUUUGCCCCGUAUUAUUCCCAACAAGGCAAGUCCCCUUGGUGGUGCUGUUUCUGGUAUAGCUUAUGUUGCUCAAACUGCUUGGUUGCAAAACUGUAGUAUUCGUGACAAUAUCUUGUUUGGCUUACCCUUUGACCAAGAACGCUAUGAGAAAGUAUUGUACAUGACUGCCUUGACUCGUGAUCUGGAAAUUUUGGAGUUUGGUGAUGAUACGGAAGUAGGUGAGAAAGGUGUCACUUUAAGUGGUGGUCAGAAGCAACGUGUGGCUAUUGCUCGUGCCGUUUACUCCCAAGCAACCACAGUGAUUUUAGACGACUGUCUUAGUGCUGUAGAUGCUCAUACUGCAAAGCACUUGUAUGAACAUUGUUUGACAGGCGAAUAUAUGAGACACCGUACUGUUAUUCUUGUUACUCAUCAAGUGGGCCUUUGUCUUAAUGGUAGUUCCUAUGUAGUUGCACUCAAGGAUGGUGAAGUGGCUGGUGCUGGUUCACCUAAGGAUAUGGCAGAAGAAGCCAAGGCUAUUACCAACGAAGAAAAAGCUGUUGAGGGACCCAUUCCUCUUGUCCCCAAGACUAUCAUCAAGAAAGAAAACAAGAACGAUGGAGGUAAACUCACUAAAGAUGAAGAGCGUGCUGAAGGUAGUGUUACUUGGUCUGUUUACAAGACUUAUAUUUUUGCUUCUGGUGGCUAUUGGUUCUGGAUCGCUGUUCUUUUCUUGUUCUGUCUUUGUCAAGGAUGUGUUUUAGCACAAGAUUACUGGAUUAAAGUUUGGUCAGCUGCUUAUGGUAAUCAUCCUCAAGUUGAUGCUAAUGCUACUUUUGUCGACAACACUGCUUUUUCUGUUCUAGGCCAAAACACAGUGAUUCAAGUCUAUACUGAAGCCAUAAAAAAUCCCGCUCAACAAGUCGAUGUUGCUUACUAUUUAGGUAUCUAUUCUUUGAUUGGUGUUAUUGCUGCUGUUAUGACUGCAUUGCGUAUGGCUGUUCUUUUCAAUGGUAGCUUGAAAGCCUCUCGUCGUAUCCACAGUCAAUUGUUAGAGCGUAUCUUGCGUGCCAAAGUCAGAUUCUACGAUACCACUCCCUUAGGUCGUAUUGUCAAUCGAUUCUCUGCUGAUUUAGCUACCAUUGAUCAAGAAGUAGGUCCUUCUCUUUCCUUCUUGCUAUUCUCUGUUGUGGCUACUUUAUUUAUUGCCUUGCUUAUCUCUAGCGUGACUCCUGCUUUCCUUGUUCCCGGUGUUGUGAUUGCUAUCAUGUUCUCUGCUAUUGGCUCUUACUAUCUCAGUACUUCUCGUGACAUGAAGCGUUUGAAUUCUGUCAGCCGUAGUCCUAUCUAUGUUCAAUUCAAUGAAAGCGUCAAUGGUGUUGCUACUAUUCGUGCCUUUGGUUCUCAACAACGUUUCAUCAUUGAAAACCACAACAAGAUUGAUAGUAACAAUCGUCCUUUCUUAUGGAUGUGGGUUACUAAUCGUUGGUUGCAUUCUCGUGUUGAUUUGUUGGGUGCCUUUGUUUCCUUCUGUACUGGUUUUGUGCUUGUUCUUGGUCGUGAUUGGAUUGAUCCUGGAUUGGCAGGCUUGUCUUUGAGUUACGCUUUGACAUUUGUGCAUCAAAGUUUGUGGAUCAUUCGAAUGUACUCUGCUAAUGAAAUGAACAUGAAUGCUAUUGAACGUGUGCAUGAAUACCUUGAUGUGGACCAAGAACCCCCUACGCAUGUCCCUGAAACAGAGCCUAGUCCUCAAUGGCCCGAACAUGGUUCUGUGCAAGUCAAGGACUUGGUCAUGCAAUAUGCUCCUGAAAACCCUCCUGUGCUUCGCAAUGUGAACUUUACUAUCCAUCCUCGUGAAAAGAUUGGUAUUGUAGGCCGUACAGGUUCUGGUAAAUCCACCUUGGCCCUUUCCAUUUUCCGUUUCAUGGAACCUACACAAGGCAGUAUCUUGAUUGAUGGUGUGGAUAUCCAUAAGAUUGGUUUAGACUCCCUUCGCUCUCGAUUGACGAUUAUUCCUCAAGACCCUGUUCUUUUCUCAGGCACAUUGCGUAGUAACUUAGAUCCUUUUGAUCAAUACGACGACGCUCAACUCUGGGCUGCUUUAAAACGCUCUCAUUUGAUUGACGAACAACAACAAGACAUUACUCUUGACUCGCCUGUGACUGAAAAUGGGUCCAAUUGGUCUCAAGGUCAGCGUCAAUUGAUUGCACUUGCCCGUGCCUUGGUCAAGAAAACAGGUUUAAUUAUUCUCGACGAAGCUACUUCUUCUGUCGAUUUUGAUACCGAUCACAAGAUUCAACAGACCAUCCGUACUGAAUUUACCAAUUCCACCCUGCUUUGCAUUGCUCACCGUAUUCGUACCGUGGCUGAUUAUGACCGUAUCCUCGUACUCGAUCAUGGUCAAGUCAAAGAAUUCGAUACACCUUAUCAUUUGAUGACACAAGAAGACAGUAUUUUCCAUCAAAUGUGUAAGCGUUCAGGAGAAUAUGAAGACUUGUUAGCCAUUGCUACUGAAAAGCAUCAUCAAUCAUCUUAAUCAUUUUUUAUACAUAGAACUUAUUCAUUUUCAUAAUAAAAAGACAUUUUCACUUUUAA
Gilbertella persicaria is the source of this 4734-nucleotide messenger RNA. RefSeq names its product P-loop containing nucleoside triphosphate hydrolase protein. The transcript is spliced from 6 exons. NCBI's taxonomy places the organism in Eukaryota, Fungi, Mucoromycota, Mucoromycetes, Mucorales, Choanephoraceae. Gene Ontology annotation, molecular function: ATP hydrolysis activity; ATP binding; ABC-type peptide transporter activity. Gene Ontology annotation, biological process: transmembrane transport. Bases 35 to 4675 code for a protein of 1546 amino acids. The record is from RefSeq and is a predicted model, not a curated record. Gene Ontology annotation, cellular component: fungal-type vacuole; fungal-type vacuole membrane.